CAAAAUUUUGCGCACACAAAUCAGCAGACAUCAGCUCUCAAAAGGCAGAGGCGCUUCAGUUCAGAGCACCCCCCGAAUUCUCUUUCAUCCUUCCGUCCUUCCAUAGCCAUUCCACCAAUCAACAGACCCCACAAAUCUCUCUCUCUCUGCCAAUUCCCUUCAACAAUGCCAGCUUCCCCUUCGUUACCAUCAGAAACUAGGACCAGAUGGAAGAAGCGAAAGAGAGAGCCCCAAAUCAACCGCAGGCAGAAGCACGAGAUGGACGAAGACGACGACGAGGAUGACCCUCCUCCACCCGCCCACCACGACGACGACCUCGACCCCCAGGAUGAGGCCGAAGACCCCCAAUCCGGUGCCGCUGUUCCUCCUCCCCACGAGAGUGAGGUCCUCAAAGACGGUGGGGUCCGCGUCUGCGGUUUCCCUCCCGUCGUCAAGCACGCCGUGAACCGGCCCCACUCCUCCGUGCUGGCCAUCGUGGCCUCCGAGCGGGCCAAUCAGAGCGGAGAGAACGGAAAGGGCCAGCAGCAGCUCCAGACUCCGCUGCCCGUCUUGGAAAAUGUCUCCUAUGGACAGCUCCAGGCACUGUCCGCUGUCCCCGCGGAUUCCCCGGUGUUCGAUCAGGACCGGACGGACGGUGCUGGUUCGGCCUAUGUGAUCACGCCUCCGCAGAUCAUGGAAGGGCGUGGUGUUGUCAAGCGGUUUGGGCCUAGGGUUCAUGUGGUUCCAAUGCAUUCAGAUUGGUUUUCACCAGCUACAGUGCAUCGGCUGGAAAGGCAAGUGGUGCCACAUUUUUUCUCUGGGAAAUCUCCGGACCAUACGCCAGAGAAAUACAUGGAAUGUAGGAAUUACGUUGUUGCCAAAUACAUGGAGAAUCCGGAGAAGAGGAUUGUAGUCUCUGAUUGCCAAGGGUUGGUAGUUGGCAUUGAUAAUGAAGAUUUGACUCGAAUUGUUCGGUUUCUUGAUCACUGGGGAAUUAUCAAUUACUGUGCGGAGUCACCAAGUCGUGAGCCUUGUAGUGGUGGUUUCUACUUGAGGGAGGAUUCAAAUGGUGAUAUCCAUGUGCCAUCAGCUGCUCUAAAGUCUAUUGAUAGUUUAAUCAAAUUUGACAGGCCCAAAUGUCGGCUUAAAGCGGCUGAUGUUUAUUUGUCAUUGUCAUCUCACAAUGCUGAUGCCUCUGAUUUGGACAACAGAAUCCGAGAGCAUCUGUCUGAAAAUCACUGCAAUCAUUGUUCUCGGUCUCUUACCACUGUGUACUAUCAAUCACAGAAGGAGAUUGAUACACAACUAUGCUCUGAUUGCUUUCAAGAGGGGAGGUUUGUUACUGGACAUUCCAGCAUAGACUUUAUAAGGGUGGAUUCAACAAAUGAUUAUGCUGACCCAGAUGGGGAAAGCUGGACCGAUCAGGAAACCUUACUUCUACUUGAGGCGAUGGAGAUCUACAACGAGAAUUGGAAUGAAAUUGCUGAACAUGUUGGUACCAAAUCAAAAGCACAAUGCAUUCUUCACUUUCUCCGUCUACCAAUGGAGAAUGGCCUACUGGAAAAUAUUGAAGUUCCCAGCAUGUCAUCCAACUCAUUAAAUGGAGAUGAUCAUGGAAGAUCCCAUUCAAAUUAUAAUGGGGAUUCAGCAGGAUCCUGUCAUCAAGAUACUGACUCUGAAAGCAGACUUCCUUUUGCAAAUUCUGGGAAUCCAGUUAUGGCCCUGGUUGCCUUUUUGGCCUCUGCUGUUGGACCAAGAGUUGCUGCUGCAUGUGCCCAUGCAUCCUUGGCUGCAUUGUCCGAGGACGAUGGCUUAUCUGUUUCUGGAAGAAUUUCACCGGUGGAAGGAACUGGACAUGGUAAUAGGAUGAAUUCUGAGAGUACACAUAGCAGAGAAGGUGGUCGUCUUGGAGAAACUGCAAAUUCAUUCCAGCACAAAGACGAGAACUCAGGAGUACAUGGUUCAAGGAAUCAUAAUGAGGGGCAGGUUCCAUUAUCUUCAGAGAAAGUUAAAGUUGCUGCAAAAGCUGGCCUUGCUGCUGCAGCAACUAAAGCAAAACUUUUUGCAGAUCAUGAAGAAAGGGAAAUUCAGAGGCUAUCUGCGAAUAUUAUUAACCAUCAGUUGAAAAGAUUAGAGCUGAAGCUGAAGCAAUUUGCUGAAGUGGAAACAUUUUUGAUGAAAGAAUGUGAACAAGCGGAGAGGACAAGACAGAGAUAUGCUGCUGAGCGGAAUCGCAUGAUAUCAACUCGAUUUGGACCUGCUGGCAUUGUGUCAACCAGUUUACCUGGUCCGUCUAUGGUGAACAAUAACACCAACAAUAGGCAACAAAUAAUGUCAGCUUCACCUUCACAGCCGAGCAUUCCAGGAUAUGGCAACAACCAACCAGUCCAUCCCCACAUGCCAUUUAUGCCACGUCAGCAAAUGUUUGGGAUGGGGCCAAGGCUGCCCAUAGCAGCAAUACAGCAGCCCUCGUCUACCUCAAAUUUCAGUGGCUCUGGGAAUGCACAGCCUACUCUCAAUCAUCCAAUGCUACGACCAGUAUCUGGUACUAACUCUGGUUUGGGUUGAAAAAGGAUAACUUGAUGAGUUCCAAAUUUUAUGAUUCUAAUUCCUUUCAGUGAUUCAUUUCUGCAUUGUGAACGAAAAGGAGGGAUAAGAAUUAUAUAAAUUAGCCAUCAAAUUUUUAUCUGCCUCGACAUUUUCAGGGUUGUGAUCUACAUAGAAGUUAUGAGGGGCAGUUCAUGUAGGGCCUGUAAUUGUAAACAGUGAAGAAAAAUAGAAAUUAGAUUUUUCUCAAGUGAAUUGUACUAUGAAACUAGUGUUAAUUA
Molecule: messenger RNA, 2807 nt
Organism: Juglans regia (Persian walnut)
Lineage: Eukaryota; Viridiplantae; Streptophyta; Magnoliopsida; Fagales; Juglandaceae
Product: SWI/SNF complex subunit SWI3C-like
Exons: 9
Coding region: 166-2547 (793 amino acids)
Molecular function (GO): zinc ion binding; protein binding
Source: RefSeq, a predicted model, not a curated record